GUCCAACUGCUGCUUCUCCUUGUCGUUCUCCACGAGGCCGGAGAAUCGCCGGCGCUUGGUCUCUCAAGAUCUUCGAUCGUCUUCUGAUACGAGGGAGAUGGGCGUUGUUCUUUCGUGUUUCUCCAAUGCUGAUUUAGCGCAUCGGCAGCAACAGCAGCGGCGGCAAGCCGCGGGGAACCACCCGCCCGCCUUGUCGGCUGAGGUGGCCGCUGCGAUUGGUAUUGGAUCCGAAGAUAAGAGUGGCAACGGUCGAUCCGAGAGGAAGGGGCUCGACGAAGCGGUGCUGACCCACGAGCAGGCCCUAGCGGCCGUUCUCCUCUUGCGGCAGAAUGGGGGCGCCCCGGGGGAAUCGACCUUUGAUAAGUCGUCCUCUUUGAGGGUUCCUGGACACGGGCAGAAGAGGCAAGUGCUCCCUAGGAGUUCGAGCUCGAGGCCGCGGUCUCUAGUCGAUCCGGUCAUGCAGCCCCAGCUGCUCGUCAAUCAGGAUCUAAAGGUUGAUAAUUUAGAAACAAAGCAUUUUGUUCUCGUUCAUGGUGGUGGCUUUGGUGCUUGGUGCUGGUACAAAAGUAUUGCACUUCUAGAGGAUAGUGGAUUCAAAGUCAGUGCUAUUGACCUCACAGGUUCUGGAAUUAGUUCGUUCGAUACUAAUAAAGUUACCAGUCUUGCUGAAUAUGCAAAACCUCUUACUAGCUUCCUAGAAACCCUUGGAGAUAUGAACAAGGUGAUUUUGGUUGGACAUGAUUUUGGUGGUGCUUGUGUGUCAUAUGCCAUGGAAGUUUUACCAUCUAAAGUUGCCAAAUCCAUUUUCAUCUGUGCAGCUAUGCCAAUCAAUGGCCAGAACAUUCUUGAUAUGUUUUCAGAAGAGGCAGGUAUGAAUGAUCUAAUGCGACAAGCACAAGUAUUUGUUUAUUCAAACGGACAAGAUCUUCCUCCUACUGCCAUUGAUCUGGAUAAAUCUUUACUUAAAGAGUUGCUAUUCAAUCAGUCUCCUUCUAAGGAUGUUGCCUUGGCUUUGGUUUCUAUGAGGUCUAUUCCCUUUGCUCCAGUGUUGGAGAAGCUUUCACUCACCGAGAAGAAUUAUGGUUCAGUAAGAAGAUUUUUCAUAGAAACCACGGAUGACAAUGCAAUGCCACUUCCUGUACAGCAAAGACUGAGCAAUGUCAAUCCACCAGAGAAAGUUUUCCGGCUCAAAGGCUCGGAUCACUCUCCGUUCUUCUCUAAGCCACAGGCACUUCACAAAAUCUUGGUUGAGAUUGCAACGAUGCCAUCAAACCAGUCAUAGGGAACUGUCUAAUUGCCACUGGAAAGCUGAUUGAUUACCUUUAUCAGACGACAAAACCAUGGUUCAGCAUGCUCAAAAGCGCAAGCAGAAGCAGAAGUACAGAAGUGUUUGGUUUCUUGAGCUCGUUCUGCAUGCUUCUUGUAGUGGCUUAAUCUCUUGUGAUGUCGAUCGAAAUGGCAACUGAGCUUUUUUCAUUGGGUUCUAUUUGUUACUUGUCCCUGCUGACACCUACCUCUAGUAUACAAUCAAUUAAUAUACCUUCAUUUCAUAUAACUUUGGGUGUGGCAACUUCUCCAGACGGGAUCCUCUGGUCCCGUCUGCCCUGGUCCACUCCUGGACCAGGAAGAGCAGGUGGGGGACCAUUGAAUCCCUCCAAUCACUGCAAUGGACCUCGGUCUGAUCCGCUCAGAGGAUCCCUACUCCAACUUCUUUAGAGGUUGUUUUCAAUGGCAGUAGAUGAGAUGGAAGUAGCAGUCCAAUAAGUUUUUUUUUCCUGUCUUUGAUCAUUUUGCAUCAACUUGUUACAAACACAGCUGUGAUUUGAAUUUAUAUAACCUAUUUUGACUGGAAA
Molecule: messenger RNA, 1853 nt
Organism: Zingiber officinale
Lineage: Eukaryota; Viridiplantae; Streptophyta; Magnoliopsida; Zingiberales; Zingiberaceae
Product: putative methylesterase 11, chloroplastic
Exons: 5
Coding region: 98-1282 (394 amino acids)
Molecular function (GO): methyl jasmonate esterase activity; methyl indole-3-acetate esterase activity
Source: RefSeq, a predicted model, not a curated record